UUUAAAGCUGACGCGAGAUGAACCAAGAUUUUAAGACGAUUUGCAACUUAUAUUUUCAAAGCUCUGCGACGAUGAUCAAGGAGCUGAACAUAAGCUGCUCUGAUUUUUUUCCAACGGCCCUUUUCAAGGCCAGGAAUAAUCUUUCACGGAACAACUAUUUGAUAUGUUGUAUAUCUUCGUUUAAAAAAGUUUUAGAUUUUCUGUUAAUGCUUUUAUCGUUAAAGGCUUAUUAGUAUAGCGAUUGCCAUUAUGCAAAUCUGAAUCAUUUUUUUCCCACCUUACUAAUCUAAAUCAUAAGUAGACAUUUGUCAUAUUGUACACUGCGCACAUUAUACGUACGUAUGUAUAUAUAGGUGUGCUGCUGUUGGGUAUUAGCAUAGCUAUAGAUAUACAUCUACAGUCUAAUGAACCAAAAACAGUGCCAGUUGGCGAUCAACCGUGCAUCAGCUGUGAUAGUUUACAAAGAAAUAUACCUUUAAUUUAUUUUUAACUCUUUAAUUACUUGUGUUGAGUGUAGAAAAGAUAUUGUGGUUUUGCUGUGAAAUACGUAUCAGUUUGUUUUUCUGUAGCAACUAACUGCAAUUUGCUUAUGACUUUGACACUUAGUAACGUCAACACUGGACUGUGAUUUGGAUAUACGCUUUUUUUAUUAAUAGUUGAUAGCAAAUUUUGAAAAUUUUACAAUGGGAAAUUUAUUAGACUGCUGUAAGGGUUCUUCAUCAUACGAAGACAUCACUCCUGAUCGUGAUACAAUUCGACAACAGCAAGCAGAAGCAGCUGAGAGACGUCUAGCUGAACAAGAAAAAAGAGGAAUUGGAAAUGUAAAUGCUGUAAAAAGACAACAAAAGUUAGCUGAAGAGCGAGAAAAGAGAGAAAAUGAAGCAGGAAAUUUAAAUAACCAAGCAGGACUUAAGUGGCAAAUGAAUUAAAUGUCUAUUCCAAAAUGUUGGAAAUGGUAAAUGUCCAAGAACACUAUUUGCAGAAUAAUUUCUACACGUUAAAUAAUAAUUAUCUCUAACAAGAUAAUUUCUGUCUCACUAUCAAUAUGUAUAUUUUGUUAUAGAAAUAUGUGACUCUCGCGUGAUUUAUUCACAACUUGUAAAGGUCUUUGAAGCGACUGUUUGAAAAAAAUUGAAAAAGACAAAUUGGCAUUGAAAAUACUGUACACAAUUCUAUAUUUGUUAUACAAUAUUUUGAUAGUUCACUUACUUAAUUUAUGUAGUAUUUUGGUACGGUAUGAUUGAAUUUUCAAUACCUUUCACAACACUAAAGGUGUGAAAAAUAUCUCCUAUUGUUAACGAAUAGAAUGUUUGUUGUCUAAAAUUAUUGGUUUGUUACAUUGCUAAACUAAUACGUUACAGUACAAAUAUUUAUUAUGAAUGAAUCUUCAUAUAUCAGUUUAUCAAAGUAGAUUAUUAAACAUAAAACAAAAAUUUAACUUUAAAUUAAUAUAUGCAGAAAGGUAUAUGCAACAAACAGCUUAAUUAUUUUAUAUGUAUGUCAUUGAAUCGUAUUCCAGAUGUAAAGUUUUAGCUACUGUUGAAUAUUAAAGUAUUUAUAUUUUAAUUUUUGUUAGCACUGCAUUAAAAUUUUUAUUAUACGUAGAAAAUUAUGUGAGUUGUUUGUUAAUUAUUAGAAAAUAUGAAUCUAGUCUCGAAAAAUGAAAUCCACAUCUAUGAUACCUUUAAAUAGAAAUGUAAUAUUAGCAAGAAUUUUAUAAAUGUCUACAAGACUUUAAAAAUUUACUAUCAGUGUUGAACAUUUACAUAAAAAGGCAUAAUAAAGACUUUUCAUAAAAUUAUGUAAUACACAUCGAAAAGCCGUAUCCCAAGGCUAUAAAUCUAUACAAUGUUUAAUUUCAAAACUAUUUUAUUUAAAGCAAAUAAAAUUGUGAAAAGUUACAAUAACUUUCUUAAUUAUGCAUUCACUUAGUCACCAGAUAAUGCACGAUUUCAUAAAAAUGUACCGUCUUGAAAAUUUUACAGGUUUAUAGUAUUUUUGUGUAUGUAUAAUAUAUACUUUUAUGCGGAUUUGUUAUAUAAUAUACUUUAUGAGAUUUAUAAAUAAAUCUUGAACAUUCCAUAAAAAAA
Nasonia vitripennis (jewel wasp) is the source of this 2090-nucleotide messenger RNA. RefSeq lists its product as uncharacterized. Gene Ontology annotation, biological process: negative regulation of VCP-NPL4-UFD1 AAA ATPase complex assembly; positive regulation of autophagy; negative regulation of retrograde protein transport, ER to cytosol. Gene Ontology annotation, cellular component: endoplasmic reticulum membrane. The coding region runs from base 684 to 929 and encodes 81 amino acids. Lineage: Eukaryota; Metazoa; Arthropoda; Insecta; Hymenoptera; Pteromalidae. The transcript has 3 exons. The record is from RefSeq and is a predicted model, not a curated record.